Xyrichtys novacula (pearly razorfish) is the source of this 4716-nucleotide messenger RNA. The record is from the annotation of a GenBank genome assembly. Lineage: Eukaryota; Metazoa; Chordata; Actinopteri; Labriformes; Labridae.
GUAGAAGAAGAAGAGAAACGGAACCGGAAGCAGUAACUCGAACAUUGUUGACAAAAUCUACUCGCGUUUUCCAGGUGGAAUGUAGUUUAAUUUACGAUUUAACGAAGAUCCCGGUCAAAAUGAGUCAUUCUGAAGACAAACACGGAACGAAACGACCCGCUUCUCCAAGUGAAGUGAGUAAAACCCGAGAAACUGUGAGGAAUGUGUCAAUAAAAGGCAUGAUUUAAUCAGACGGGGUUCGCUGUGAUAAUCUGCUCCAUGCGCUUCAUGAGAAAUCUGAAACAAGAGGAUUUAUUUAAAACAGGUCAAAGAAAUCCUCUACCUUAAAACUUAGCUUCUAGGGUCGAAUCUAGACUUUAUUUCAUUAAACCUGCAGGUUUUCAACACAAACACAAAAAUCAAAACAAAGGGACGUUUUGUAUCAAACGGGAUUAAGAAUCAGUGUUGGGAUUAUAUCACGUUUUUCCCCUAAUUUCAUACAUUUAACAUCAAAGAUAUGCUCUAAAGGGUAAAAUAAGAACAUUAUCCACGAGUAUCAUACUAGUUAAUAAUAAUAAUAAUGUAUUUUAUUUGUAAUGCGCGUUACAUCUGAGAAAACAGACCUCAAAUUUCACAUAAUAAAAGGCAAGAGUAAAAACAACAAAUAAAAUAGUAAAAGGCAAUAUUUUAAUGACUAUUACACAUAAUUGUGUUUGAACUCACUUUAUCUCUCAUCAUUGCACCAUUAUCACUGCUGUGUUACAUUUAUUUGCACUAUUGUGUCCACAUCAGGACUACCAUACUGUUUACAUUCACUCUCUUUCACUCACCUCCUCCUUAUAUUUAUACUGUUAUACUAUUUAUAUUAUCUUUAUUUUGUAAAUUGAUGUGAGUAUUUAAGGUAGUCUUUUGUUUAGCUUAGUCAUCUCCUAUAUUUAUACUUUUAUAGUUUUAUUCUUAUAUUUUAUUCUUAUGCACCGUGGGUCUGAGAGGACUGAAAUGUCAUCUCUGCUGUAUGUAUAACAUGUGUAGCAUAUUUAACCAUAAAGUUGACCUAACUGUAAAGACAUAGUUGUGGCAUAAAGACUUUUGGUGUCAACAUUUGUUUGUAUUUUAACCAUUGAGCACAUGUCUUGUGUGUAAUUUUCAUGUUUGUCUAUAUAUUAUGUGUUUUUUUAAUAUUCAAACCCUGAGUCUGUCAAGAAAGAUAACAUUAAUAAUAAUAAUAACUUUGAUUUUUCCUUUCAGGAUGGGUCCACUCAGUGGGCAGCGGCUGAUCUCGGCAGUAAUGAAAGGAAGCAGAAGUUUUUACGCUUGAUGGGCGCCAGCAAGGUUUGUUGUCUGUUGUGUAGAUCCAACCUACCGAUGUUACUUAUCUCAUAGUACUUCCAGCUCACUUGGAUGUGGCCUAAUGUGAUCAAAUUUCAAAUCGUUACAGUCAGCAGCAUUGUCAAGGAUACAGUCAUAUUGAGAAAACACUGAACAAACAUGUUUUCUAUGACCUAAAAUGAUAGAAUCAAUGUAAACAGUCAGGAAUUGUAAUUAUUGUAACUAUCAAAACAAAAUUAGUCACUGAAAGGAGAAUACAGGGAUCUCUCUCUGACUCGCUGAAUCCAAAAAGGGAGCAUGAAGAUUUUACUGCAGAUCAGAGAUAUUUAUUUUCACUUGCAAUAAAUCAAACUUUGAAUGAUGCAUUUGAUGUAGAUGUUGAUUAUCUGAAACAAAAGAAAGCUUUAGCGGUCAACAGAAAAUAUGAGCACCCUGCCUCCUCUCCUUCUGAGCCAGGCAAACAAUUCACAGGCAGGCACCAGGCACAGGUGACAUCCAUUUGACAAUCAGUGAGCCCCAGUGACACACACACACACACACACACACACACACACACACACACACACACACACACACACACACACACACACACACACACACACACACACACACACACCCAUUACCCUUUGUGACAAGCAAAAACACAUCCCUACCUCUAUAGUAAUCUUUUAACUCUCUGAGACAGAAUAGAGCUAUCAUCAUCCUUCGAGUCUUUUAGAGUUGAUUCUAUGAACAGGUUUCAUUCCAGUAAGUCUUCACUGUUUGUUGCUUUCAGUCUUAAUUUUUAAAGAAGUUGUGACAGUGGAGUAAAAUCCGACUGUGUCUGUUUUCCAGAGAGAACACACCGGACGCCUCAUCAUUGGUGAACAUAAAUCGACAUCCCACUUCCGCAGUGGUGAGCUUCUUAAUCUGGAUUUUUAAGAGUCUGUAUCUUUCUAUGUUCUGUAUGAAAAUCUUUACCAUCCCUUUGCCUGUACCCAUGCUGCCUCUUCCCUUUAUGCCCAAUGCAAUUAACUCGGCUUCCCCGUUACACAUCCGCCGCACAGCCCUAUCUAUGCAUGGAUAGGCCUGUAUUGGCUGGGUGUGCCUGUUGUUACUGGUGUCUCCUCUGCAGGGCAGGAAGAUAAGAAGAUGAACGAGCAGCUAGAGAUGCAGUACCAGCAGGGCAUGGAUGGGAAGCUGUCGGGCCGGAACCGGAGACACUGUGGCCUGGGUUUCAGUGAGGUGAGGGGGUUUGUUCCUGUGGGAAAACUUGAGAGAAGGAGGUUGAAGAAGGAUUUUAUAAACAUAACAUGAUAUAAUCAUCCAGAGGAACACGAUGAACGCUAAAUAAACAUGUUUUUUUGAUCUGAAGGAGGAUGUCUAAUGUGAAAUCUUGCAGGAUUGCAGUUAAUCACAGAAUUUCAAAAGGUUACAGGUUUGUGCACCGUGUCAGCCGUGACCAGGAAAAGUGAUGUGUGGAAGUAUUUAAAAAAAAAAAGAACAACAACAAUAAUAAUAAUGUGCAUUCAAGAUCUGCGGAGAGUUAAACUUGAAAAUCAUAGAAAUAUUAGUUUGAUUCUUAACCUUAAAGCUCUGGUGUUUUUCACUGUUGAUAAAGUGUCUUUCACCACAAACUCAUGAACAGGUCUCACCACCGAGUCCAACAUUUAGUCAUUUCAUUCUCAACAGGGAAUUUCCGACUGCUGUCCUUCAGACACGUCAUACCGCAGAAAACUUAGCCGGCGGGUAAAAACGUAAAUAUGCGAGUACUCUAUUACUCCUUCAUAAAGUAACGCCCUUCCCUGAAACUAUUAUCCCCUUACAGCCAUGAGGCAUAACAGAUCACGUCAUACAAACCAGUUACCACCCAUCAAUUAAACGCUGUAGUUAACUUAAGGUUGGAAAUGAACGUGAGCAUCUGCACAUGUCAGAGUGACAGCUUUGGAAACUGGAUGUCAUGUUCGUCAUUAACGUAGCAGGAAGUUUUGAUGAACUCAUGAACUGCUCAUCAACUUUUUCUCAUAUAUAAUCAUCAUAUGUUGUUACCUUCAGUUGUAGUGCACAUUUACAGACUUUGACACAAGUGAGAAAUGUAUUUUAUUAGCGUUAGUGUGGUUUUUAAACCUUUGUAAGUAGUCAUCUACGUUAGAUUCAGACUUUAUCAACAUUAAACCACUAUUUUAACCCGACUUCAUUGACAGCACUGAAAGUGGGACCAUCCCAGGACAUGAAUGCAGAGAUACCUCCUGACGUCAGUCCAUUUAGCUGCACCUGUACGCCUAACUUAACUGAUACUUAAGUCACAUUUAACACAAAUUGCUCUUUGCUUUUGACUCAUCAGCUGAGCCGUGGAGGAUUUAAGACAUAAUGAAAUAUGCCAUUCAUAGGUGCCUUUGUGUUAUUUUCUAUGACAGCAGCAGGAAGCAAGCUCAACUACACUGUACCAAAAAGGGACAACAGAAUAUGUGAUAAACCAAACAGCAUUUUAAUUAAAGGAUUAAUAUCGACAGCACUAAUUUAUGAUAAACACAGGAAAGUUAAGCACCAAGAGGAAACGCUGCCCGUCAGUUUCUCCCUCAUGAAGGUGAAAUUCACCGAGCUGUGUUCACACUCUACAAAUUUCUUCGUUAAAAAGGUUGCACUUAAAACGAACUUCCUCUGUCUAACACCAUCCUUCUGUUCUCUUCGCCACAGCCUGAGCCAGAGCCUGUCUCGUUUCCCUCCCCACCAGUGGAAAGUCAAGAAAAAACAACUGAAACAGAGAAGUCCUCUGAUAGCAAAGAAUCCACAGAUGAUGAGGACAAAAGCAGCGAUACCGACCCGAAAGAACAAACCUCAGAGCCGGCGAAGCCAAGCUCAGACGACAGGAGCGAAGGACGGAAACACAACUACAAGAUGGCUUUUGUCAAGUCAACAUAGGUUUUAAAAGAGGAAUGAGUUUUGUCAUCUCAGAUAUGUGCAUUUUGACUUUGUUUGUUGAACUUUAGGUGACUCCCCCUCCUCAUGAUGUCUGUCACUUUGAUUAUGUCGGGGGUCUUUCCUCAAACUCUCCUCCUUCAGUAACAUCCAGGUGUUCAUGUCGUGAAGCGAUCGUGUCGGCGGGGUUUGAUGUUUGAUUUCAUUUGUAGUUGUCGAUCAUGUUCUGACUGCAAACAGUUUCUUUAGUCCGAACAUUUUAACUGUCCACUCGUAUUAAAUGAGACAGGAUCAUUUGUCAUCCAGCAUGGUCGGUGUACAGAGUGUACAAUCUGUGACUUUUUUGUUUUGUUGGAAAGUAAAUAAAAGGAAGUGUCAGUUGUAGUUUUUGGUGUCGUAAAAACCUCAAACUUUAGUUCCCCAAAAACAAAAACUGUUUUCUAGACAUUUUUAGAUGAACUAAAAACAGUUUUGUUUCGUGGGGGAAAAACAUCUAUAACCCAAGAAGGA